AUGGUCAAAAAGUUCAACAUCACCGUUCAAAACCAAUCUGGAGCAGCUCAGCAGUAUGCUUUAGUCGCUGAGAAGCCAGAGGUUCGUGGUGGCAAUGUCUCCUCCCCCAUCUGGUCCAGUGUAUUUGCUACUGCACAGGCUGGCGAGGGCGAUACCGCUUUCUUUACCAUUGAAAAUCAAUAUUUCGCCAUCUUGGGAACUUCUCAGUGCCGGCCUCAGGAUGGAACCAAUGUAUCUGUCUCAGGUACUCAGCCCGUUGAACUUGGAUCUACUAGGUCCGACGGAACCAAGGAGCCCGGAACAACAAUCGGCGUCGUAGCUAGCAAUGACAUGCUGCAAUUCUCUUAUGAUCACUCCAAUCCUUCUGGGCAAUCUCGGGCUUUUGAGCUUAAGACUAAGACGGAUUUCACCCACGAUGACGCUCAAAGCAAGAACUUCCUCAUUGGCGCUGGAGCUUCACUCAAUGGUCGCCCCGUUCCCUUAGCUGCAUUCGUCCCCGGACCUAACCAGCAGUAUCAAAUCGAGCCUAAGAACGUCUUCUAUCUUGUAACGGGUCAGUAUCGAGAAGGUGCUCUCGUCGAGGAGGAGAGCAUGGGGUAUAAUCGUCUGAGGGUGGAUUUUGGAAAUGCUCGAGGCAACAACAUUUCAGUUACUCAAACACCAGAUGGGCGGUUGAUCAUUCAGAACUAG
Molecule: messenger RNA, 690 nt
Organism: Fusarium venenatum
Lineage: Eukaryota; Fungi; Ascomycota; Sordariomycetes; Hypocreales; Nectriaceae
Source: RefSeq, a predicted model, not a curated record